AUGAGCGCCUCUGGAGAAUUCACCCGUACGCAGAUCUUCGGCACUGUGUUCGAAAUCACGUCCCGUUACACCGACCUUAAUCCGGUUGGUAUGGGUGCUUUUGGCCUUGUUUGCCUGGCGGUCGACAAGCUUACUGGGCAGAACGUGGCGGUGAAGAAGAUCAUGAAACCGUUUUCCACUUCGGUGCUUGCCAAGAGAACCUACCGUGAGUUGAAGUUGCUUAAGCACUUGCGCCACGAGAACUUGAUCACCCUUGAGGAUAUCUUCUUGUCGCCUUUGGAGGACAUUUACUUUGUCACCGAGCUCCAGGGCACGGAUCUCCACCGUUUGUUGACGUCUCGUCCGUUGGAGAAACAGUUUAUUCAGUACUUCACCUACCAGAUCUUGCGUGGUCUCAAGUACGUGCACCUGGCUGGCGUCAUCCACAGAGACUUGAAGCCGUCCAAUAUUCUUAUCAACGAGAACUGUGACCUAAAAAUCUGUGACUUUGGUUUGGCUAGAGUUCAGGACCCGCAAAUGACGGGUUACGUGUCUACGCGGUACUACCGUGCCCCAGAAAUCAUGUUGACGUGGCAAAAGUACGAUACUGAGGUGGAUAUCUGGUCUGUGGGCUGUAUUUUGGCCGAGAUGAUCGAGGGCAAGCCGCUUUUCCCGGGAAGAGACCACGUCCACCAGUUUUCCAUCAUCACGGAGCUCUUGGGCCUGCCUCCACCUGAUGUCAUUGAGACCAUUUGCUCGGAAAACACCUUGCGUUUCGUCCAGUCUUUGCCUCGCAGAGAACCUAUUCCAUUUAGUGAACGUUUUGGCCAGUGCACUCACGUGGAGCCCGAGGCGAUCGAUUUGCUUUCCAAGAUGCUUAUUUUCGACCCCAAGAAGCGUAUUUCCGCUGCUGAUGCCUUGACCCACCAGUACAUGGAGCCAUACCACGACCCUACCGAUGAGCCAGCCUGUGAAACCAAGUUCGACUGGAGUUUCAACGAUGCUGACUUGCCUGUGGACACUUGGCGCGUGAUGAUGUACUCUGAGAUCUUGGACUUCCACCAGAUGAGCGGAGCUGGCCAGGAUCCAUCUUUGCUGGGCGAUGUGGCCCAGGCACAGGCCAAUUUGAUGCAGGGCGAACCGGCCUUGGUGAAGGAGGGCCAGCUUGCUCUGGACGACCAGAAACAGGAGCAGCCACAGCAGACGUAA
This is a messenger RNA of Candidozyma haemuli, 1188 nucleotides long. RefSeq names its product mitogen-activated protein kinase (gene HOG1). Gene Ontology annotation, molecular function: ATP binding; MAP kinase activity. Gene Ontology annotation, cellular component: cytoplasm; nucleus. The transcript has a single exon. The record is from RefSeq and is a predicted model, not a curated record. Gene Ontology annotation, biological process: protein phosphorylation; cellular response to oxidative stress; osmosensory signaling pathway. The coding region runs from base 1 to 1188 and encodes 395 amino acids. NCBI's taxonomy places the organism in Eukaryota, Fungi, Ascomycota, Pichiomycetes, Serinales, Metschnikowiaceae.